Myotis brandtii (Brandt's bat) is the source of this 1751-nucleotide messenger RNA. Its product is annotated as endogenous retrovirus group K member 9 Pol protein-like. The transcript is spliced from 4 exons. Gene Ontology annotation, biological process: viral process; proteolysis. Bases 1 to 1479 code for a protein of 492 amino acids. Gene Ontology annotation, molecular function: aspartic-type endopeptidase activity. The record is from RefSeq and is a predicted model, not a curated record. NCBI's taxonomy places the organism in Eukaryota, Metazoa, Chordata, Mammalia, Chiroptera, Vespertilionidae.
AUGACUCCUUAUGAUUGGUCACAGGUUUGUAAAGCCUGUCUUUCAGGAGGCGAUUACUUAUUAUGGAAAACUGAAUAUGAUGAUCUUGCUAAGAGAGCUGUAGCCACUAGCAAAAAAUCCAGAGGAGGAAUAACCCUAGACAUGAUAUUAGGAGAAGGUGAUUUUAUCACGGCUCAGGAGCAAAUGUAUAUGCCCAAAGAGGCACUUAUUAAAGUAACCAGUUGUGCAACAGUCAAGCGAGUAAUCACUAAUGAAGAGGCAGCUGAUAUCCUAAUCAAUCAACUGGCUUUUGAAAAUGCUAACAACACCUGUCAGGCUUUAUUAAGGCUGAUUCGCAGAACAGGAACUAUAAAUGAUUUUAUAAAACAGUGUGCCAAUUCAGUGACCUCUUCAGGGCAAUCCAGGCAGUGCAGGAUUGGACCUCCAUUCCACCACCCACGCAUACUAACCCCAGACUCACCGGUAGCAGCCAUUCCUACAGGUGUGUCUGGGCCACUGCCUGAGGGAACUGUAGGUUUAAUAUUAGGACGGAGCUCCACCCCAUUACAGGGGAUCUUAAUCAUCCCAGGAGUUGUUGAUUCAGACUUCACAGGAGAAAUACAGAUUUUACUUUCCCCACCCACCACAACUAUACAGAUUCAGCUCAACCAGAGAAUUGCCCAAUUACUCCUGUUACCAAUACAUAAAAUAGGGACAGCUGUUACCCAGGAAGCUAGAGGGGCCGGAGGCUUUGGAUCUAGUGAUGCAGCAUUUUGGAUACAAGAAAUCCAUGCUACUAGACCUACAAAAAUUUUACAAAUUCAGGGAAAACCAAUUGAAGGUAUAUUGGAUACAGGAGCAGAUGUUUCCUGCAUAGCAGGGAAGGAUUGGCCCUCUUCAUGGCCCACGCACACCACCUCCACUUCCCUAGUAGGACUAGGCAAGGCAUCUAAUGUAAAAAAGAGUUCUCAGAUUUUAACUUGGGCUGAUGAAGAUCAACAUUCAGGAACAUUCUGUCCCUAUGUAAUUACGACUAUCCCCUUUACAUUAUGGGGAAGAGAUAUCUUGUCUCAAAUGGGAGUUCUAUUAUAUAGCCCCAGUGAUAGAGUAACAUCACAGAUGCUAGACACGGGAUCUAAUCAAGAAAAGGGCUUAGGAAAAGAAAGUAAUACCUCACACUCCUCGACAGGAUUUAUAAUUGGGGCCAUUGCCCAUAGGACUGCUGAUCCCAUAGUCUGGAAAUCAUCACAACCAGUAUGGGUCGAGCAAUGGCCCUUAACAUCUGAGAAAAUAGCAGCAGCCCGACAAUUAAUUGAUCAGCAAUUAGCAGAGGGACAUAUAGAGCCAUCAAAUAGUCCCUGGAACACACCCAUAUUUGUAAUAAAAAAGAAAUCAGGCAAGUGGAGACUUUUGCAAGAUCUAAGAGCCAUAAAUGCCACCAUGGAAGAUAUGGGCUCCUUACAACCUGGAUUGCCCUCCCCUGUGGCAAUUCCACAGUAGUAUUGUGUUGUUGUUAUUAACUUACAGGAUUGUUUCUUCACCAUACCUCUUUACCUGGCUGAUUGUCAAAGAUUUGAAUUCAGCAUACCAUCAGAAAACUUUAAACAGCCUUAUCAGAGAUAUCAAUGGAAGGUUCUCACACAAGGGAUGAAAAAUAGUCCUACAUUAUGUCAAAAGUUUGUAGAUCAGGCAUUGCAAGUUAUUAGAAAGAAAUUUUCAGAUCUAUAUCUUAUUCAUUAUAUGGAUGAUAUUUUACUAGCUCAUAAAGAUCG